GCAGGGGUCGCGAGAGGCGCCGAGCCGGCCCGGCCCGCGGGAUGCGGCGCCCGGGGGCAGCGGGUGCGGGGCGCUGAGCUCGGCGGGGUCCCCGGCGCCAUGCGCCGCUCCAGCACGGACGAGUCCACCUACCGGCGCAGCCCGUCGCCGGAGGGCAAGGAGCCGGGCUUCGCGCGCGGCGGCCCCUUCCGGCGCUACAGCAGCCUGUACGGGCGCGGGGAGGGCGGGGACGGCGGCGGCCCCUUCUUCGGCCUGCACGCCAACCCCGGCCCCAAGGCGGCCCAGGCGCGCUACACGUCGCCCAAGGGCACCAAGUACGUGGUCUUCUACCUGGACCUGUCCUUCAUCUUCCUCCUAGAGCUGAAGCGCUGCGGCAUGGCGCGCGGCUGCCUCCAGGGCGUCAAGUACCUCAUGUUCGCCUUCAACCUGCUCUUCUGGCUGGGAGGCUGCGGCAUCCUGGGUGUUGGCAUCUGGCUGGCUGCCACACAGGGGAACUUCGCCACCCUGUCCUCCUCCUUCCCGUCCCUGUCGGCCGCCAACCUGCUCAUCGUCACCGGCACCUUGGUCAUGGCCAUCGGCUUCGUGGGCUGCAUCGGGGCCAUCAAGGAGCACAGGUGCCUGCUGCUCACCUUCUUCGUGAUGCUGCUGCUGGUGUUUCUGCUGGAAGCCACUGUCGCCAUCCUCUUCUUCGCCUACACUGACAAGAUCGACAGGUAUGCACAGCGAGACCUGAAGAAGGGGCUGCACCUGUACGGCACCCCGGGCAACGUGGGCCUCACCAACGCCUGGAGCAUCAUCCAGACAGAUUUCCGCUGCUGCGGGGUGACCAACUACACCGACUGGUUCGACGUCUACAAUGCGACGCGCGUGCCCGACUCCUGCUGCCUGGAGUUCAGCGAGAGCUGCGGGCUGCACGCGCCGGGCACCUGGUGGAAGGCGCCGUGCUACGAGACGGUCAAGAUGUGGCUCCAAGAAAACCUGCUGGCCGUGGGCGUCUUCGGGCUGUGCACGGCGCUCGUGCAGGUCCUGGGUCUGACCUUCGCCAUGACCAUGUACUGCCAGGUGCUGAAGGCCGACACCUACUGCGCAUAGGCUGCCCGCUGCCUGCCACCCGCUUCACUGCCAGAGCACGUCACCCACCGGGGAGGUGACCUCAUAGGACUCUCUGCCAGCCUGGGCGUGGGGGAGGGGAGGAGCAGGUGGCCGGAGCCCCCAGGACCCCUGGCCAGGCCUGUGAGCACCGAGCUAGAGGGGGUGGCUGAGCGCAGGCCACUUGCUGGGGGCGGGGUUGGGGGUGCUUGUGGCACUUUCCUUUCACAUCCUUGUGUUCUCCAGGGCAGUGUUUCCCGAGACCCUGUACAGGGCAGGGGUUGGGGCCGCAGCGGGCUGGGGUGGGGCAAGGGGCCCACUGCCAGUCCAGGUGCUUGAGACAGGCUGCAGUCUCGCAUCCACAUUCCACGUGGGGCCAGGGCAGGCUCCCAGCGCAUCGUAAUAAAGUGCGGGCAGCAGCCCCCCACCUGCCCGCCUGUGUGUGUCACUG
Molecule: messenger RNA, 1540 nt
Organism: Hipposideros armiger (great roundleaf bat)
Lineage: Eukaryota; Metazoa; Chordata; Mammalia; Chiroptera; Hipposideridae
Gene: TSPAN4
Product: tetraspanin 4
Exons: 7
Coding region: 100-1092 (330 amino acids)
Cellular component (GO): plasma membrane
Source: RefSeq, a predicted model, not a curated record